Molecule: messenger RNA, 1109 nt
Organism: Baudoinia panamericana UAMH 10762
Lineage: Eukaryota; Fungi; Ascomycota; Dothideomycetes; Mycosphaerellales; Teratosphaeriaceae
Exons: 2
Coding region: 228-866 (212 amino acids)
Source: RefSeq, a predicted model, not a curated record
GUGAUCACGCUCCUCUUCUAGCGACCUGAUGCCCUUAGCUGCAGCGGCUUUCCACUCUACGACCAAGCAGUCCGUUGGGCACACCACUCCUGGCAAGCAAUGCAUAUGUCAGUACGUUCUAGUCCAGGGACCCGAAGACGAGAGUAGUCUUUCCCGACAACACGAAUCUACUGGCUGCCUCCAAAUCGGUGUAUUUGAAGGAUGAAGGGUGGUGCGACUCUGUCGACAUGGAGUUUUACCGAGCGUUCAAGCGUGCGCUUCUCGGCAAUAUUCCAGUGGAUCGUCUUUCAUCUGCCUACGAAAUGGGCCUUUACAUGCGCGACACAGCCUACAAGGACAAGGUCAUCAAAGAAGCUUUGGCGACUCUGCGUGCUAUACUUAAUAGGACCAUCGACGAUUCUCUUACUCGCUCCUACAUGUGGCAAUUAUGCGAAGCCGUGCUGCGUGACUUAGAGUCCAGCAGGCGUAUCUGGCCGUUUGCUGCCCUCUUGGUAACCUCACAGCCUGAGGACGUCCGCGAGCGCUCUGGCACCUUCAACACGCUGUCUAAGUGGCGCUGGAUGGCGUUCUGCGUCCAGUUCGACGAAGACCGCGAGCGCAACGGCGAGGAGUUGCGAGCGAAUCUCAGAGCCGGCCACCGUUGUCGCUUUCACGACCACAUGCUCCCCGAAACGUGUUACCUGAGGUCUGCACCACAGCCGCUUCCACAAGCACUUUUGUUGACUGAGCCGGACUCAGUUGUCUAUAGUCCAGCGUGGGGUAUCCCGGCAGGCGUUCAGGGUGAGAAGCUUGACCUCACUGACUUCACCGACACAGUGGAGGACGAGCGCUUCAACUGCAAGGCUGGGGAACUUUGUGAUCGAUGAAAGCUUCGCUUGGGCUAAGCUGUCUUUGAAUGUCUUGCAGCCUUCAACGCACCGAAUUAUAAUAUGCAUGAGAUAUGAAGGACGACGCUGUCGGCAUUGUUAACGGGCGCAUCGAGACUGACGUUAUGAAGUAUAUACACUAUCUGCGUCUGCAACAUCGCUUUGUAAACCAACGUCAUCUGCACUCAGUCUUCUUGCGCCAAGCCAGUCAUAAUGAAGUACGCAGGAGGUAGUAGGUCGUGA